UUUUGUGUAAUCUCGGUCUCCUUCACCUGGACCGCUACAGUCAUGCUGCAUCUCGUACUUACUAAGUUCCCUGUAGCUGUUUCUGCCUUUGCUGCUUAUUUAAGUUUUUAUUUCCUGUCAUUUGAGUUUGUGUAUUGAAGAAAAGUCAAUACAAACUCUUAAUUAUUUAUUUCUUAUUAAAUCUGUUGUAUCCGUAAGUCUUGGGCUCUGUGUGACUGGGUCCUAGUGUUAGUAGGACGUCUUGCUUUGGAACUCCGUGGUCCUGAUGUGAGCCGCAUGCAGCUGUUGGCCAACAUGCAAACUCCCAGACAGCUGCCGGCUCGUGAUUGGCUGAAGGCAGCGCCCCACCUUUGUACCACACCUCCAUGACCCGGGUCAUCGGCGUUACAGGUGUGGUUGAGCAGGUGGAGGAGCCGAGCUCUCAUUUCAGCCAUGCAGGAGGAGGAGGACACGCCUCUGAAGACUCUGCAGCCUCAGACUCGCUGCCCGACAUGUGGGGACGCACUGGAGUGGUCAGAGGAGCACAGGGUCCUGCUGGGCUGCUCCUGCAACGCGACGGUAGAUGAGACGCUGGAAGGCGGAGCCAGAGGCCUGGGCAGCAGGAUGAAGAAGGAGAAGAGUCACUGGGCGGCUGGAAGAGUGGGCGACAUCGACUUCGUGGGUUCGACCAAGACGAGAGGGAAGUUUGUGAGGGUGCGCAGCGACACGGACCCGGUGCUGAUCUACCACAUGCUGACGGAGGAGUGGGGCCUCUCUCCUCCCCACCUGGUGGUGGCCUUGGUUGGAGGAGACGAGCUGUCGCAGAUGAAGCCGUGGCUCAGGGACACUCUGAGGAAAGGACUGGUGAAGGCGGCUCAGAGCACAGGGGCGUGGAUCCUGACCAACGGCCUUCGCUUUGGUAUCACCAAGCACUUGGGCCAGGCGGUGCGAGACCACUCCCUGGCCAGCACCUCUUCUAAGGUCCGCGUAGUGGCCAUCGGCAUCGCACCCUGGAACAAGAUCCACAACCGCGAGGCGCUCCUCGCCGCCAAGGUGGACGAGCCUGCGGCCUACAAGCCACAGGACCUGCCUCACGGCUCGGUCUAUUCCCUGGACAGCAACCACUCGCACUUUGUGCUGGUGGAGGAGGAUCCCAACAGGCCGGGAGCCACCAGCGAAAUGAGGGUGAAGCUGCUCAAGCACAUCUCCCUGCAGCGCACUGGUUAUGGAGGUACCGGCAGUUUUGAGAUCCCUGUUCUGUGUCUCCUGGUCCACGGGGAACCCAAGAUCCUGACGAGGAUGUGGAAAGGCAUUGGCAACUCCACACCGUGGCUGAUCCUGGCGCGCUCCGGGGGCGUGGCCGACAUCCUGGUCACGCUGAUGAACAGAGGCUCCUGGGACGCGGACAGCGUUCACGAGCUGCUGCUGGACACCUUUCCGAAUGCCCACCACAGCACAGACAUCAGUAACUGGGUCAAGCUGAUCCAGAGGAUACUGGACCACGGGCACCUCCUCACGGUCCACGACCCUGAACAGGAGAGUUCUGAGCUGGAUACCGUCAUCCUCAAAGCUCUAGUCAAAGCCUGUAAAAGCCAAAGUCAGGAAGCCCAAGACUUCCUGGAUGAGCUGAAGCUGGCUGUGGCCUGGAACAGAGUGGACAUCGCCAAGAGUGACAUCUUUAACGGAGACGUGGAGUGGAAGGCGUGCGACCUGGAGGAGGUGAUGAUGGACGCGCUGGUCAACGACAAGCCCGACUUCGUGCGCCUCUUCGUGGACAACGGCGUGAACCUGGGCGAGUUCCUGACCUACGGCCGCCUCCAGGAGCUUUACUGGUCGGUGUCGGAGAAGAGCCUGUUUCACAACCUGCUCCUCAAGAAGUACGAGGAGAAGCAGCUUCUGCUCGGAGCCGGCCGCACGCCCGGGCCGCACGCGCACCACCCGCCCGAGCAGGGCAAACCCCGCUUCACCCUCUACGAGGUCGCCAAGGUCCUCAAGGACUUUCUGCACGACUCCUGCAAAGGCUUUUACCAGAAGAACUCCACGGAGAAGCCAGCGAAGGGACGCCUGUUCCACAGCCAGAAGAACCUGGCUGAGUUGGAGGAGCGCUGUGAACAUCCGUGGAGGGAUCUCUUCCUGUGGGCCGUGCUUCAGAACCGGCAGCAGAUGGCCAACUACUUCUGGGCCAUGGGCCCUGAGGCGGUAGCGGCGGCGCUGGCGGGUUGUAAGAUUCUGAAGGAGAUGGCGCGACUGGAAUCUGAGGCUGAGUCUGCGCGGAGCAUGAAGGAGGCCAAGUAUGAGCAGUUCGCCCUUGAUGUCUUUGGAGAGUGUUACUCCAACAGCGAGGACCGGGCUUACGCUUUGUUGGUGAGGAGAACGCACUGCUGGAGCAAAUCUACGGUGCUGAACCUGGCAACCGAGGCCGACGCCAAGAGCUUCUUCGCCCACGACGGAGUUCAGGCUCUGCUCACCAAGAUCUGGUGGGGGGCCAUGACCACGGACACGGCCAUCUCCAAGCUGGUGGUGUCCUUCUUCUGUCCUCCCCUCAUCUGGACCAACCUCAUCAAGUUCAGCGAGGAGGAGCUCGACAGUCGCAAAGGAGGAGAACAGUUUGUGGAGAUGGACACUCUGGACACAGAGAAGGCUUUGCUGCUGACGGACGACGACGACCGCCUGGGCUCCUCGCCCGGAGCUCAGACCGACCCCAGCUGCGCCUCCGUGUGGUGGCGCUACCUGAUCCGUCGCUGGCGUCGCUUCUGGAGCGCUCCCGUCACCGUCUUCCUUGGGAACGUCAUCAUGUACUUCGCCUUCCUCUGCCUCUUCACCUACGUGCUCCUGCUGGACUUCCGCCCGCCGCCGCCCUUUGGCCCCGGAGCCCCAGAGAUCAUGCUCUACUUCUGGGUCUUCACCUUGGUGCUGGAGGAACUUCGACAGAGCUUCUUCACCGAUGAAGAGAUGCACAUUUUGAAGAAGUUCAAACUCUAUGUUGAAGACAACUGGAACAAGUGUGACAUGGUGGCCAUCUCCCUCUUCGUCGUUGGGGUUUCCUGCAGGAUGGCGGGUGGCACCUACGAAGCCGGGAGGACGGUUCUGGCCAUCGACUUCAUGGUCUUCACUCUGCGUCUGAUCCACAUCUUUGCCAUUCACAAGCAGCUGGGGCCCAAGAUCAUCAUUGUGGAAAGAAUGAUGAAGGACGUGUUCUUCUUCCUCUUCUUCCUGAGUGUGUGGAUGAUCGCGUACGGUGUCGCCACCCAGGCUCUUCUCCACCCCAACGACCCCAGGAUCGACUGGGUGUUCCGCAGGGCCCUGUACCGCCCGUACUUGCACAUUUUUGGCCAGAUUCCCUUGGAAGAAAUAGACGCUGCUCGCAUGCCUGAUUUUAACUGCACCAAUGACUCUGAGAUGAUUAUCAUGGGCCUCCUGCCGCCGUGUCCCAAUAAAUACGCCAACUGGCUGGUCAUCCUGCUGCUGGUCAUCUUCCUGCUUGUCACCAACGUCCUGCUGCUCAACCUCCUCAUUGCCAUGUUCAGCUACACGUUCCAGGUAGUUCAGGGAAACACAGACAUCUUCUGGAAGUUUCAGAGGUAUAACCUGAUUGUGGAAUACCACAGCCGUCCUGCCCUGGCACCACCCUUCAUCAUCAUCAGCCACCUCUCUCAGCUUCUGCUCUGCCUCUUUAAGCAGCCUGAGUCCAAGCAGGAGCACCUUGAGAGGGAACUGCCGGCCGGGCUGGACCAGAGGCUGAUAACAUGGGAGACGGUGCAGAAAGAGAACUACCUCGCCAAACUGGAGCGUCAGCAUAUGGAGAGCAGCGAGGAGAAGCUCAAGAGCACCUCUGCAAAGGUUCAGAGCUUGCUGAGGAUUGUGAAUGGGUUCAAAGACCAGGAAAAACGCCUGGUGUUCACGGAGACUCAGGUCCGAUAUUGUGGGGAGGUCUUGUCCUGGAUGGCAGAGUGCUUUGCUCAAAGUACGCUGAAGUGCGGCAAAGACGCUCCCAGAGCUCCCACGUCAGUGUCUCUAACAGCCUCUAAGAAAAGCAGCACCAAGGAUGCAGCCCAGAGUCAACCUGAGCAGGAAGCCCAGCCAGGGCACCCAGGCUACGGUGCCAACAAAAGAUUUCCAUACAUUGAUGAGUAAAAGUGAUGGUAAUCAAUAGACCACCUAAGAAGUUUGUUAUAGCUACAAUUAUUUUAGAACUUGUGAUGCAUGAUGGUGUAGUUUGUGGAAAAAGGGGACAUGUGUUAUUUAUAAGAGUUGUAUUGAAUUUAUUUGAAGUAAAUAUUUUUACUAGG
Messenger RNA from Betta splendens (Siamese fighting fish), 4268 nucleotides. RefSeq names its product transient receptor potential cation channel, subfamily M, member 5 (gene trpm5). Gene Ontology annotation, molecular function: calcium-activated cation channel activity; ligand-gated calcium channel activity. The transcript is spliced from 26 exons. The record is from RefSeq and is a predicted model, not a curated record. The coding region runs from base 433 to 4113 and encodes 1226 amino acids. Gene Ontology annotation, cellular component: membrane. Gene Ontology annotation, biological process: calcium ion transmembrane transport. NCBI's taxonomy places the organism in Eukaryota, Metazoa, Chordata, Actinopteri, Anabantiformes, Osphronemidae.